This is a messenger RNA of Aspergillus bombycis, 378 nucleotides long. Its product is annotated as antibiotic biosynthesis monooxygenase family protein. NCBI's taxonomy places the organism in Eukaryota, Fungi, Ascomycota, Eurotiomycetes, Eurotiales, Aspergillaceae. The record is from RefSeq and is a predicted model, not a curated record. The coding region runs from base 1 to 378 and encodes 125 amino acids. The transcript has a single exon.
AUGGUCGCCACUUUCAUCGACAUCGACCCUCGCACUCCCCUGCUCAAGCAGCUCGAAGAGCGUCCCGAGGCCGGCUCCUGUGUGCUGGUCAACACUUUCCGUGUUCAGCCCGGUAAGAUGGACGAGGCCUUCGCUGCCUGGAAGAUCGAUGCCGACCUGGCCAAGAAGCAGCCGGGCUUCAUCUCUACCCAACUUCACCGCGGCGUCAACGGGAGCGACACGAUGCUCAACUACGCUGUUUGGGAGUCGACUGCGGCCCUAAAGGCAUACUACGACCUUCCUGAGUUUAAGGAGUCCCUCAACAACUACCCUGAUGGAACUGAAUGUCGCAUUGCUCUCUACCGCAAGCAGCACAUCGAGGGUGUCUGCCUUGCCUAA